Cryphonectria parasitica EP155 is the source of this 1803-nucleotide messenger RNA. RefSeq lists its product as uncharacterized. The transcript has a single exon. The record is from RefSeq and is a predicted model, not a curated record. The annotation marks the transcript as partial. NCBI's taxonomy places the organism in Eukaryota, Fungi, Ascomycota, Sordariomycetes, Diaporthales, Cryphonectriaceae. Gene Ontology annotation, cellular component: membrane.
UCCUCCUGCGAUGAUACCGCCUGCAGUGCUGUCCCUCCCUCCACGACCAUAGGGACGGUCCUCUCCCUCUCGCCCUUCCUCGCCACCUUUGUCCUCGUUUCCGUCACCGUCUCGCGUACCCUCUUUCCGCGCCUAUCUCGCUUCAACGCCGUCCGCGAUGGCGAAGACCACCUCCUCCCGGCCUCGGCACCCCCGACCCUGCAACAGGUCCACGCCGAGCACGGCUCCAAGUCUCUCCGCCGCCGCGUCGCCGCCACCACCUUCGCCACCACCAUCGGCCUGGCCACCGUGCUGGGCGAGCUAAUCCUCUCUGAGAUCGCCGAUGUCGUCUCUGCCGGCGCCCGCGAUACUGCCCUGGGCAUCGUUGUGCCCACGCUACUCGUCGUCCUCGUCGUCCUCAUCCCUUUCCUCGAGAUCCAGAGUGUCCUUGCCGCCUCCGGCCUGUGCAGCUUUCAGCGUUCCUCCCGUGGCCGGUUUCCCCGCUGGGCCUGGACCCUGCAGACCCUCGGUUUUGGUCUCUGGCUCCUUGUCUUUUGGAGCAUCGGCAAGGCCGUCCCCGCGGGCGCUGCUGGCGGAGCUGCCGACCAGGCCGACGGGUUUCUGUACUCGCGUGCCGCCAGGCUCAAGGGCAGUUUCGACGCCACGGGCAUCUCGAUCGCGACACGGUGGCGCGAGGGCAGCUCCUCCUCCAGCGGCAGCGGCAGCCUCGACGGCUGGUGGACGGCAGACACGCUGGCGCGGGCAUGCCUCGAGCGCAUCGGGGUCAUUGGGAUUUCGCUCAUGGCGCUGCUGUCCGGGUUCGCCAGCGUGAGCAGCCCGUGGUACACGCUCAUGGACAGCACGGCGCGGCGGAGGCGGCCUGUCACGGAUGCCGACGUUGCGCGGAAGCAGGCCGGCCUGGACGCCACGGGAGAGCUGCUGCUGACCAAGAGGCACCGCCUGCGGUCGCUACAGACCAAGAUGGCGGCCACCACCGAGUCGAGCCCCACUGCGAGGUCUCCUGGCGGCGUCAUGGGCAAGAUUGUCGGCUCGCUCAAGGGCAUGGGCGGCGGCGGGGCCGGGGGCGGCGACGCAGCCGAGGUGAAAGCCCUGCAGCUGGAGAUCUCGGGCUUGGAGACGAUGGAGACGAGCCUGGGCUCGUCACUGGCCGCGCUGCGCAAUAGGCAGGCCGCAGAGGCCCGCGCAGGCACGGCAGUCGGUAGGCUGCUUGCGGUGCCGGCGUACGUCUUCAGCAUCUACUGCAUCUACCGCAUCCUCGCCACCUCGCUCACCUCGUUCCGCCGCCUCUACUACCCCGCCUCGGCCGCCUUCUCCUCGUCGGACCCCAUCAACCGCUUCCUCGGCCUGCUCGCCAAGCACUGGGACCCCAAGCUCGACCAGACCGCCUGGGCCCGCCAGAUCUCCUUCCUCCUCUCCGGCGUCAUCCUCAUUGCCUCCGCCAACGCCGUCGUCCAGACCUUCCACAUCUUUGCCCGCUGGGCCCCGGGCCUCCUGCACCAGGCCCAGGCCAACCUCGCCCUCAUCAUCGGCCAGAUCAGCGCCACCUAUGUCAUCAGCGCCGGCCUGCUGCUCCGCUCCAACCUGCCCCGCGACGUCGGCAGCGCCGUCGGCCAUGCCCUCGAGAGCGCCCUUGAGCCCGGCUUCGUCGACCGCUGGUUCGAGUCGUGGUUCCUCUUCAGCUCUGCCGCCACUGCGAUGGGCAUCUGGGUCGGCAGGAGGAUACAUGGGCCGGGAGGCGGCUUUGGCGAGUGGGGGGAGUGGGAUGAGUUUGUCGGCGAGGAGAUGGGCGAGAAGAGGGCAUGA